Sugiyamaella lignohabitans is the source of this 801-nucleotide messenger RNA. It is a transcript of the gene BXI1, whose product is annotated as Bxi1p. The record is from RefSeq and is a predicted model, not a curated record. Lineage: Eukaryota; Fungi; Ascomycota; Dipodascomycetes; Dipodascales; Trichomonascaceae. The transcript has a single exon. Gene Ontology annotation, cellular component: membrane. The coding region runs from base 1 to 801 and encodes 266 amino acids.
AUGUCGACGCCAUCAGCCCCACCUCCACAAUACACAGCACCCGGAAACGGGGCGCAAAGCUCAGAGCCGUUGCUCGUGCCGGGAGAAGCGCCACCCAGACGUCAGGAGGACGACAACAUCCCAGACGACUUUAAAUACUCGACUUCAGUGGCCGAAUGUACUCUUCCUAUCCGUCAUGCGUUCCUGAGAAAAGUUUAUACAAUUCUGUUCGGCCAACUGGUUGUAACAGCGGCAGUUGGUGCCGUCAUUUCGCAGAACUCCAGUGUAUCUCACUGGGUUCUGACCCAUAUCUGGACCUUUUACGUUGCUAUUUUCGGAGCCAUGGGUCUUAUGAUUGGAGCCUAUGUCAAACAGAGAUCAUAUCCCACGAACAUGCUCUUUUUAGGGGGAUUCACUUUGUUAGAGAGUUACUGUGUUGGCAUCAUCUCCUCUUUGUACGACACUAAGAUUGUCAUUCAAGCAGUAGUAUUGACAUUGGUCAUUUUUGGCGGGUUGUCAUUGUUUGCACUUCAAACUAAAUACGAUUUCAGCGGCUGGCAAUCGUACCUCGGAGCUGCUUUGUGGGGAUUGAUCGGGUUCGGACUCAUCUCCAUCUUUAUGCCAUACUCGAGCGGAGUCGAGCUCGCAUACAGCGUUGUCGGAGCACUGGUGUUUGCUGGAUACAUCGUUGUCGACACCCAGCUCAUCAUGCGACGCUACCAUCCCGAAGACGAGGUGGCAGCUGCCAUUGCUCUCUACCUCGACAUCAUCAACCUCUUCCUCAACAUCCUCCGAAUCCUCAACGAAAUGAACAGAGACUAG